Molecule: messenger RNA, 1058 nt
Organism: Ictidomys tridecemlineatus (thirteen-lined ground squirrel)
Lineage: Eukaryota; Metazoa; Chordata; Mammalia; Rodentia; Sciuridae
Source: RefSeq, a predicted model, not a curated record
AGGGGGGCAGGGAUGCUGCCCUGGUUCCGGGAGGGGACAUGUCCAGGACCCAGAGCGGGUGAGUGCCGAGCCCCGAGGCCCCUCCCGGUGGACGCUCAGAGGAGCAGGGACAGAUGUGUCCGCGGCUGCCCGGGCGCAGCUCCCACCUGGGCGAGAGGCGGUUGAACGAGGAGCAGGAGGUGCCAUGGAGGCCCCUGGGCGGUGGCUGCUGGUCUGUGUGCUGGCCGUGUCCCUGCCCUGGACAGUGACCGAGAAUGUGUGCCGAGCCCCCAGUGGGAAGGACGGGGCUGCGGGCAAACCUGGCCGACCCGGGCGGCCGGGCCUCAAGGGCGAGCGAGGGGAACCGGGGGCCCCUGGCAUCCGGACAGGCAUCCGGGGCCUUAAAGGAGACCCCGGGGAAGCUGGGCUCCCUGGGAAGCCGGGCAUGAUGGGCUACCCGGGGCCCAGCGGCCUCCCUGGGGACCGUGGCCUGCCAGGACCGAAGGGCAUCAAGGGCAACCCAGGAGACAUCAAGGACCAGCCGCGGCCGGCCUUCUCGGCCAUCAGGCGGAACCCGCCGGUGGGCGGCAACGUGGUCAUCUUCGACGCGGUCAUCACCAACCAGGAGAGCCCCUACCAGAGCCACUCGGGCCGCUUCCUGUGCGCCGUGCCCGGCUACUACUACUUCACCUUCCAGGUGGUCUCCAAGUGGGACCUCUGCCUGACCAUCGUGUCCUCCUCCCGGGGCCAGGCGCGGCGCACCCUGGGCUUCUGCGACACCAACGGGAAGGGGCUGUUCCAGGUGGUGUCGGGGGGCACCGUGCUGCACCUGAGCCACGGCGACCAGGUCUGGAUCGAGAAGGACCCCGCCAAGGGCCGCAUCUACCAGGGCCCCGAGGCCGACAGCAUCUUCAGCGGCUUCCUCAUCUUCCCGUCCCCCUGAGCCCCCCGCGCAGCGCCCCCGGCCCUCCCUGUGCCCUGCCCCGCUGCCGAGGGGCGGCUCUUGGCCACCGUCCCCCGGGCCGCUUCUUGGCCCUUCCUGGAAUAAAGGUCUGAGCCUGUCUGGGGCUUGAGGUCCA